Pangasianodon hypophthalmus (striped catfish) is the source of this 4990-nucleotide messenger RNA. It is a transcript of the gene zdhhc5b, whose product is annotated as zinc finger DHHC-type palmitoyltransferase 5b. The record is from RefSeq and is a predicted model, not a curated record. The coding region runs from base 1532 to 3502 and encodes 656 amino acids. Gene Ontology annotation, molecular function: palmitoyltransferase activity. The transcript has 12 exons. Gene Ontology annotation, biological process: protein palmitoylation. NCBI's taxonomy places the organism in Eukaryota, Metazoa, Chordata, Actinopteri, Siluriformes, Pangasiidae.
UGAAUGUGCGGCUUUUUCCGGGAAAGCGGUAAACUCCACUCCUCUACUCUCUGGAGUGCCAUUACAGCGACAAGUCUCAGACUGCAGAUAAAACAUUAGCUAGCGGGCUAAUUCUCGAAACUGAAAUUUGAGUGUUUCGCUUGGACGUAACGUGUGAGUUGACGUGUAGAAAACACGUCGAAGACCUGCUCAAGCCUAAGCUACUUUACUACAUGGAUGAAAACAACAAGAGGAUUUAAACGUCCAUCUGUCAGUCGCUGAACUAGCUGGCUAAAACUAGCUAGCUGAGUCUCAUAAAUAUUGGCCUACCCUGAAAGACCUUAAGGUCUAACUUAGCUCAGCUUAAAGACCUACUGGACACACUGUAACCGUUGAACCUGCAACCUUCUUGUAGGACGAGAGGGAAAAAAAAAAAGAAGAAGCCAUUCUGGACAUGCUCAUGAACUCCAUUCAUUUUUGUUUCCCAUAAAACAAAGAGGGGCCUGAUGGGUUGCAAAACAGAGCUAAAAUGCUUUUGGACUCACGUGGGCACCAUGACGUCUGCACUCGCCCUGGUGGAAACACACGCAGGCGAGGGAGUCGUGUGUGUACAUACAGCCCUCUGAAGGACUCCAGACCUUGCCAUCUUCAUAUGGAUACUGAAAUACUCGAGCGUUCACAAUAUAUCUACAGAAGAGACCAGUUUUUUUCUCCUGGGACGAGUUAAGUUCAGAAGUAUGAGCUGUCAUUUAGGCCAGAAGACCACAAGAGCGCAGUUUUUGUUCUUCAUCUUCAUAAUUACGAUCUUUUAUUAGACGGACCAUCCCAGCGGGCACCGGGGCUCCUACAGAGACUGUGGCAGAUUUUUCAUUCCAUUGUUUCCUUUUCUGUUUGACUCAUUAUUUCCACGCACCCCUCCAUUGUUCCUUUGUGGGUUUUCUUUUGGGCUGCCUCAUGUUUGACUUAUGCGUUCACAUUCACUCGUCACUUGUGUACUUUGAAACAUAUGCCUUGUUCUUGAGAAAGAGUACUGUAAGUCAGUUAACUGGGCCUCCUGCAUCAGUGACUGCUUUGUUUGCUGCUGUUUCUAUUCAGCCUCUCUGAUCGCUGAAACACAGGGCUUAGAAGCGAUUUGCACUAAAAGAGCUUUCACUUCUUUCUUUUUUUUCCUUCUGCCAAAUCGUGUCACAUUCAAGCCAUAUAAGUGUAUAUUUUCUGAUGAAACUAUAGAUCUAUUUUAUCACGGUUUGGUUAGAUCAUAAAUUGUAUAUGUAUUUUUAUGUAUAAGCACACAUAAACACCUGCACUGUGUUCAUCAGAGUGUUCAUGAAAUUGUUUUGGAUACGUGCACCUUGAUUUUAGAGGCUAUUUUUACAUUUUACAUUUUGAUGUAUAAUUUAUAAUGCGCAUAUUAUUAUUAUUAUCCACCAGACAUUACUAUAAAGGUUACUUUUACAAUGACAAUAUUUUCCUCCUGUAACUCGGCAAGCGGACAGCGAACGCUCGUUUUCUGACCCCUCCCAUCCGCUUUUAGCUUUCUGUUUUCUCCCCAAUGCCUGCGGGUCUCAGUGUGGGUGGGGCUCUCGGAGACCCCUCCCCUUCCCGGCGCUUUCGUCCCAGUCGCUAUGUGCCAGUAUCUGCGGCGACAACCUUCCUCGUUGGGGCUACGACGCUUUUCCUGUGCUUCACUUGUCCUUGGCUGGCCGAGCGUUUCUCUUCUUCCAUUCCUAUCUACAACGCCGUGGUCUUCCUCUUCACCCUGGCCAACUUUUGCAUGGCUACAUUUAUGGACCCAGGCAUCUUCCCCAGAGCGGAGGAAGAUGAAGAUAAGGAGGAUGAUUUCCGGGCUCCUCUCUAUAAGACGGUGGAGGUGAGGGGCAUUCAGGUGCGCAUGAAAUGGUGUUCCACGUGUCGCUUCUACAGACCACCCCGAUGCUCACACUGCUCCGUGUGUGACAACUGUGUCGAGGAGUUUGACCAUCACUGUCCGUGGGUGAAUAACUGCAUUGGGAGGCGGAACUACCGUUAUUUCUUUCUGUUCCUUUUAUCUCUCACUACACACAUAAUGGGUGUGUUUGGAUUCAGCCUGCUGUACAUCCUCUAUCACACCGAACAACUGGACGAAGUGCACUCUGGAGUUACUAUGGCAGUGAUGUGUAUCGCAGGUUUGUUCUUUGUCCCAGUAGCGGGACUCACUGGCUUCCACAUUGUGCUGGUAGCCAGAGGAAGAACAACAAACGAACAGGUUACGGGGAAGUUCAGAGGGGGCGUUAACCCAUUCACACAUGGAUGUUGUAAAAACGUGUCUCAUGUGCUCUGUAGCUCACAAGCUCCAAGGUACGUAGGGAGGUUGAGGCAGACCCAGUCCCUUCAGGUUCAGCCUCCAUUUCUCCGGCCUCAGCUUUCCGAAGCCCAGCUCGCUGCUAAAGUCCUGGACAAUGGGAUCCAGCAGUCUAAGAGCAGUCUGGAGGCCAUGGAAAGUCAGUCUACAGACAUUGAGCCGCCCCCACCUCCUAAACCAGAGCACAGAUACCAAGGGCUGCCUCACACACACAAUGAAGAGAGCAGUCUCCUGAGUGAAGCUCCACCCACACCUGCAUUAUAUAAAUAUCGGCCGUCCUAUAGCAGUCCAGGAAAAAACCACACACAUUCCACACACAAGAUGAAUCGGGGGGACAGUGUGACAGAGUCGCCCUCCGUCCCCCUGUCAACCGGGCACGCCAGCUAUCGCUCGGAGCCCAGUCUUUCGGGCCGGGGGAUUUCUGGGUGGCGACCAGGAGGGGGAGGGGAGGGAGGCAGAGCAGGCUCGGGGGGACUGGGUGGGCCCUCUGCUCUCGGAGGGCGGUCUUAUCCUUCCUUUACUGACACGCUCCUACACUCAGCGGUGGCCUCAUGCUCCUCCAGCAUCCGCUCUGCUCAGACGACCCACAAUGCACUGGGGCCACUGCUGUCUGAGGGCACGACCUCUACCAGCUAUAAAAGCUUGGCUAAUCAGACACGGAAUGGCAGCCUGUCCUACGACAGUCUGCUGACGCCCUCUGAGAGCCCGGAGUUCGAAUCGGCUGCUCCUGAGCUGUCCCCGCCCAGGCCGGCACCCCCCCGCUCACUCGGGUCUACUCCUGCGGCUCCACCCCUCAUGGGUUACACCUCACCAUUCUUGUCUGCUCAGCAGAGGGAAGGCUCUCUCCAGGCCUGCCCUGCCCCCCUAAGACCCUCCCCCAACAGACCUUUCCUGCGCCCCACAAGCCCACCCCCUUCCCGAGCUCCGCCCCUGUCUCCUCGCGCUCGGUCUUUGGGUUCACCGCCUCCUGGCCCCGCCCCAGGAAGCAUGCCUAUGGGCAAAUCGUUAUCCUACGCAGGUGGAGCGGAGUUACGGCAAUGCCCAAAUAACACAGGGGGUGGGACUUCCAUGUCAAACUCUAGGCAGAGACUGACCAAUCACAGCACCCACACGCACAAACCUGGCGGUGGCGUGAAGAAAGUGAGCGGUGUCGGAGGAACAACCUAUGAGAUUUCAGUAUGAGUGGUUUUUUUUAAACGACGCACAGGAUUCACUCGCGUCUUCUGCCAUGAGGACAUCCAGAGAGCUGAUCAUCCAUGUAAGCCAAAAAAAAAAAAAAAUCGAAGUACAAAGACACAAAGGAAAAAAACUCAGAAAACAAACUCAUCAUUGAUCCAACUUCGGAGGAAGAACGCUAAAAAUGUCGAUAGUGGAUAAAGAGCCUGGCUGGAGUUUCUUAAUCUCCACGAUUUCUUUUUUUUUCUUUUUCUUUUUUUUUUUUUUUUUUUAAUUACAUAUUUAAAGAAUGGUUUAAGAUCCAUGAAGGCUGUUCCAUCCAGACUGGAGUUGCCAAUCUUGCUGUAUGAACGAUUGCUCAUAGACUCCAAUGGAAAUCAAAAUCACAAGUUGUUUUCCCUGCAUACUCUGGACUAUCAUUUUGCUUGUAUUUUUUAUGUUUCUUUUCCUAAUAUUAUUUUAUACAGGUACUGAUACAGUAUAUUGUAAGAUUUAUUGAAUAUGUUUGAUAGGAGCGCCAAUAAUAGUAGCACGUAGGCACUGCUUUUGAGGUUUUUUUUUUUAUUUUAUUUAGACGGCUGCAUCAGCCAGUCAGAACCCGAGCUGGAGUUCACAGCCAAAGAGACAAGUGUAGUCAGGGACCUGCUUUUGACAGACAGCACACUUGGCAAAUAGGAAUGAAUGUAACAUCUGAAUCAUUACAGCACAAAAUGUUUUGUAAUGGAAAAACAAUCUGGAUACUGUACGAAUUUUGUGCAAGAUGAGGGUUCCUUUUGGUCUUUAUUUGUCCAUCAAUCAGGAAGGAGCCAUUUCAAUCGUUGGCCAGAUGAGAGUGCUCUGGUCCCGUGUUAGUACAUGCUGGAUGCGCAGUACACCACUGAGACGGGGGGAACUGUUCAUGUUCUUUUAUUUUAUUUUUUUAGGCAGUGGUUACGGUUCAGAGCUGGAUUAUGAGAUGUUUUCUGACCAUUAUCACUUUGAGGUUUGCAAGCUGAAUGUGUGUGUGUGUUUGUGUGUGUAUGUGAGUGAGCAUGUGAAAAUGGCAGAGAAACAAUUUUUGAUGUCUCAAACUAUUCUACUAGAGCACAUUCCAGCUUUGAACCUCUUCAGAGACUCUGCUAAAAAGAGCGUGUUUGUGUGUAUGUGUGAGAGAGAGAGUGUGUGUCUGAGUGAGAGGCAAAAACAGAAUAUGUAAGCAUCGCGUUUAAGUUUAGCUUUGAGGUCUGAUGACCAGUGACCGGUCAGUGUAACGUAAAAGAGCUUAUGCAGUGACACACACAAGUAUUUUUACUGAUAACGUUUUGUCAUUUCCACCAUGGCCUUACGAAGCCUUUUUAACUGUAAUUUACCUGCACGUGUUAACAGGACAAGAGAAUUAAGUUCAAAGGGUGGAGGUUUUUUCUACCUGUCUGUAUUCCUUUAAUGCAGGUGACGCUGGGUCACAUGAGCCAACACAUUUCCAACAGACAAAUAAAUAAUAUUGCAACACUGAAA